Messenger RNA from Myotis lucifugus (little brown bat), 1763 nucleotides. It is a transcript of the gene IZUMO1, whose product is annotated as izumo sperm-egg fusion 1. The record is from RefSeq and is a predicted model, not a curated record. Gene Ontology annotation, biological process: fusion of sperm to egg plasma membrane involved in single fertilization; heterotypic cell-cell adhesion; sperm-egg recognition. The coding region runs from base 624 to 1742 and encodes 372 amino acids. Gene Ontology annotation, cellular component: plasma membrane; acrosomal membrane. Gene Ontology annotation, molecular function: protein binding involved in heterotypic cell-cell adhesion; signaling receptor binding. The transcript has 9 exons. NCBI's taxonomy places the organism in Eukaryota, Metazoa, Chordata, Mammalia, Chiroptera, Vespertilionidae.
CUGCAUGUCCCCUGCUGGGGAUCAAGCCCGCAACCUGGGCAUGUGCCCUUGACCGGAAUCAAACCUGAGACCCUUCAGUCCGCAGGUUGACUCUCUAACCACUGAGCCAAACCAGCUAGGGCCCCUUGAUGCUUUUUGAAGGGGAUGAAGGUUGAUACUUUUAUUACAGACUUGUUUCUAGUCUUCUCAUGGAGUUUUGUUUGUAGUUUUUUUUUUUUUGGGGGGGGGGGUGCUAUUCCCUACUCAGCUGCCAUGGGUGGGAGAAGGAGGUAUGAAUUAAAAGUCCACAUCAGCAAACUCUGUCUCUGUAAUUUUUUUGGAGUCUUUUGUGUUUGUGUGUGUGUGUGUGUGUGUGUGUGUGUGUGUGUGUGUGUUAGGAGGAAAAGUGCUGAACUUCCAGGGACUCUCAUGGCUCAUGUCUUAGGGUAUUCUCCCUGCUCAGAUCUGGCAGCCUCUUGUUGUCAGACUUGUGGUCUCUGAGCCCCACUUCCAUUCUCACCUCUCAAUACGGUCCCCCAGACCUCACUUUCCUCCGGGACCUUGGCAUUCAGCCCCAGAGGCUGGGAGAGAAGGUGGAGGAGGAAGUGAGCACAGAGUCUAGGUCUUGAACUACAUUUCCCAUAAUGCCAUGGGGCUGGCUGCGGCGCUCUGGAGGGAGACCAGGGGGCCUUCUGGGAGUUCUAUUCCUAGCGCUGGGAAGGGCCGCUUCUCGCGUCCUCCUAUGUCGACGACGCCGGGGUCUUGGGCACCUAGUGGGGAGCUUGGGUCCUGGGGCCGGGGAUGGGGAGGAAGCUGAGGCCGGAACCCCGUUCCUCGUGCCUGGCAAGCCGGAGCAGAAGGGGCACUUCUUCGAUGAUGACACACUGGAAAAGGGAACCUGGAGUUUUCUGAAGGAACUGAAACGCAUCACGGACAGUGACGUAAAAGGUGAGCUCCUCGUGAAGGAGCUGUUCUGGAUGUUGAAGCAGCAAAAGGAGACCUUUGCCAGACACGUUUCUCUGUUCCAAAAAGAUGCUCUCUGUCCCAACAAAUGCGGUAUGAUGUUGCAGACUCUGACCUGGUGCAAUUCCUGCGAGAAGAAGGUUCACGCUUGUCGGAAGAACCUGGAUUGCGGGGAGCGCAGAGUCAAUGUCCAUGAAAUGGAAGACAUGAUCCUGGACUGUGAGCUCAACUGGCAUCACAUCUCUGAAGGCCUGACUGAUUACACCUUCUACAGGGUUUGGAAGAACAAACCUGAGAGCAUGGUGUACAAGGGGACAGCGCCCACCCUGACCAAGACCAAGGCAAAUCCAUCGGAUGCGGGCACCUACCGCUGCCAGCUGAACACCGUGAAAAACAGCCCCGCCACCAUCAUCCGUUAUCAUGUCAGAGUGUUGCCCAAAAGAGUUGUGGAGGAGACGCCGUCCACAAACAUCAUCCCAAACCCGGAGGAUGUGACCCUGGACGAGGUGACUUGGAAGCCCAACAAGUCGGCCGCCACCACCAUUCCGCCUCCGUCGCCGUCCUCCGCGGCGCAGUCCCCGACGGUGGAGAACAUGCUGAGAAGCCUCCUGGUCGGGCUGCUGAUCUGGGGCUUUGUGGUGCUGAUAGCCAGCAUUGUCAUCUUGAUGCUCUGCUAUUGGUCCGAGAAGAAUCCUGGAUACUUCAUUGAUUCCAUAAAGUCCUGGGUCAGCACUGCCAAGGAGGCUGCUCAGAGCCCCAACGUUCCAGAGAAAAAGGACGAAAAAUCUAGGAGCCAAUAAAGAUUUAUUUGAUUGUUUUAA